GGUCUCGAGUAGCAGAAUAAAAUCUACUUGGCCCAUCUAUGUUUUUCUUCCAUGUGAAUGCAAACAAGAAUCAAACAUCAAGCUCUUUGGUCUUGGGCCUAAGUUGUGGCGACAUAGCUAAACGCACUAAGAAAGUCGGAAUCAUCGGUAAAUAUGGGACCCGCUAUGGUGCCUCCCUCCGGAAAAUGGUGAAGAAAAUUGAAAUCAGUCAGCACGCCAAGUACACUUGUUCUUUCUGUGGCAAAACCAAGAUGAAGAGACAGGCUGUGGGGAUCUGGCACUGGGGUUCCUGCAUGAAAACAGUGGCUGGUGGCGCCUGGACCUACAAUAUCACUUCUGCCGUCACAGUCAAGUCUGCAGUCAGAAGGCUGAAGGAAUUGAAAGACCAAUAGAAAGUUCUACCAUAUAGCAAAAGUGUGGUUUAUUGUUAAUUGUAUUAACUGGAUUUUCUGAUGUGAAUUGCAUUAAUAUUGCCCUUUCAAAAGAUUUGUAAAUUGAAACCCUUCUAAUUUGAAUUGGA
Molecule: messenger RNA, 520 nt
Organism: Marmota monax (woodchuck)
Lineage: Eukaryota; Metazoa; Chordata; Mammalia; Rodentia; Sciuridae
Product: large ribosomal subunit protein eL43-like
Exons: 1
Coding region: 39-392 (117 amino acids)
Biological process (GO): translation
Cellular component (GO): ribosome
Molecular function (GO): structural constituent of ribosome
Source: RefSeq, a predicted model, not a curated record